GGGGUGGGCCCGCCGCACGGCGUCGGAGGAGGAAGUUGCUCCCACUGCGCCCACCGUCGGCUCGGGGGCGCGGAGCAGAGUCCUAGUCCACGCCGCCGCGUCGCCUUCGCCGCCAGCUCCCCUCCAUGUGCCCCGGCGCCCCCCUUCCUCAGGCCGCCGCUUACCCCGGGGUCUAUGGAAGUAAUGGAAGGACCCCUCAACCUGGCUCAUCAGCAGAGCAGACGAGCAGACCGUUUAUUAGCUUCGGGGAAAUACGAAGAGGCUAUUUCUUGUCACAAGAAGGCUGCAGCAUAUCUUUGUGAGGCCAUGAAGCUGACACAGUCUGAGCAGGCCCAUUUAUCACUGGAAUUGCAAAGGGAUAGCCACAUGAAACAGCUGCUCCUCAUCCAGGAGAGAUGGAAAAGGGCAAAGCGCGAGGAACGGCUGAAAGCUCAGCAGAACACAGACAAAGACGUGGCUACCCAUCUUCAGGCAUCUCACAAGCCCUCUGCUGAGGAUGGGGAGGCUCAGAGCCCCCUUCUUUCUCACAAGUACAGCCCUUCUGUGGAGAAACACCUCCCUGAAAUUCAUGGGGUCUUUGACAGAGAUCCAGACACACUUCUGUUUUUACUUCAGCGAAAGAGUGAACCGACAGAGCCGUGUAUAGGAAGCAAAGCCCCAAAGGAUGACAAAACCAUAAUAGAGGAGCAGGCAACCAAAAUUGCAGAACUGAAGAGGCAUGUGGAGUUCCUUGUGGCUGAGAAUGAAAGAUUAAGAAAAGAAAAUAAACAACUAAAAGCGGAAAAGGCCAGACUUCUAAAAGGUCCAGUAGACAAGGAGCUGGACGUAGACGCUGACUUUGUAGAAAAGUCUGAGUUGUGGAGCUUGCCACCACAGGCAGAGGCUGCCACAGCCUCGUCAACUUGGCAGAAGUUUUCGGCAAGUACCGGGAAAGCCAAGGACAUUCCAAUACCGAGUCUUCCUCCCUUGGAUUUUCCAUCUCCAGAACUUCCACUGAUGGAGCUCUCUGAAGAUAUUCUGAAAGGACUUAUGAAUAAUUAAAAUGAAAGCCAUUGGAGGUCAGAAGAAGAAAUUACUCAGUAACAGUUCAUUAACAGUUACUCCAGAAAUGAAUAAAAAGGGAAAACCACACCUGAGGGUAAUCCUGGAAAUAUAUCAUCAUCUGGCACAAUGUGGGAGAAGAGGCUUGCCAGGGCUUGAAAACAGUCACUGUGAAAUGUGUCGCAUGCCUGAUUCACUGACUUGAGCUAAUGAUUCCGACUUGGCAGACACUAAACUUUUGGAG
Dipodomys spectabilis (banner-tailed kangaroo rat) is the source of this 1285-nucleotide messenger RNA. It is a transcript of the gene Nrbf2, whose product is annotated as nuclear receptor binding factor 2. The coding region runs from base 175 to 1041 and encodes 288 amino acids. The transcript has 4 exons. The record is from RefSeq and is a predicted model, not a curated record. NCBI's taxonomy places the organism in Eukaryota, Metazoa, Chordata, Mammalia, Rodentia, Heteromyidae. Gene Ontology annotation, biological process: autophagy.